Brassica napus (rape) is the source of this 1338-nucleotide messenger RNA. RefSeq names its product soluble inorganic pyrophosphatase 2. The coding region runs from base 408 to 1067 and encodes 219 amino acids. NCBI's taxonomy places the organism in Eukaryota, Viridiplantae, Streptophyta, Magnoliopsida, Brassicales, Brassicaceae. The record is from RefSeq and is a predicted model, not a curated record. The transcript has 9 exons. Gene Ontology annotation, cellular component: cytoplasm. Gene Ontology annotation, biological process: phosphate-containing compound metabolic process. Gene Ontology annotation, molecular function: inorganic diphosphate phosphatase activity; magnesium ion binding.
AGAUGAACAACAACCAAGGAAUAGGUGACGUCACCGUCUCCUUCCUCCAACGUCCAUAAAGAAGCGCCACACUCACACACCAAUACUGCUACUGUAACUGCUCUACAAGCCAAGAAAGAAAGAAAAAAUUACGUUACGGAAUCUCUUCAACUUCAAAUUGCAUCUAUUCUCCGUUCUGUUUCACUUAUCCGAUCGAUCGAUAGUAGAGGUUAGAUCUGUAACUAGAUGAAAUCGAGAACUGAUCUGCGUUGAUGCUUUCACCCUAGAUGAUACAUGGCGUGUUUUUGAGUUUAGUAUUCUUGAAUGACUCUUUAUCGCUAGCGCUUUUGGUUAAUGUAAUGUAGAAGCUGUUUCUGUUUUAUCCUAUGGUUAUUUCACAGAUUGCUUGGUUUUGAGGUUUUAGUGAUAUGGCUGAUAUCAAGGAUGAAGGAACCCCCAAGAGCUCUGCUUCUUCCCCUCUGAGGAAUCCUAAUGUUACCCUUAACGAAAGGAAUUUUGCUGCCUUCACACACAGAUCAGCUGCUGCUCAUCCUUGGCAUGACUUGGAGAUUGGUCCUGAAGCCCCUGCUGUUUUCAACUGUGUUGUUGAAAUUAGCAAAGGUGGCAAGGUGAAAUACGAGCUAGACAAGAACAGUGGCCUUAUUAAGGUUGAUCGUGUCCUGUACUCAUCCAUUGUGUACCCACACAACUACGGCUUUAUUCCUCGAACCAUUUGUGAAGACAGUGAUCCUAUAGAUGUCCUGGUACUCAUGCAGGAGCCUGUGCUAACUGGAUCGUUCCUCCGUGCCCGUGCUAUUGGAUUAAUGCCCAUGAUUGAUCAGGGUGAAAAAGACGACAAGAUCAUCGCAGUGUGUGCUGAUGAUCCCGAGUUCCGUCAUUACAGAGACAUCAAGGAGCUUCCUCCUCACCGUCUAGCUGAAAUCCGCCGCUUCUUUGAGGAUUACAAGAAGAACGAGAACAAGAAAGUGGACGUUGAAGGUUUCCUCCCCGCUCAAGCUGCCAUAGACGCGAUUAAAGACUCCAUGGAUCUUUACGCAGCUUACAUCAAAGCUGGCCUGCAACGUUAGUGAACCACCUACAUGCUCGUUAUAGCUUGUGCAUUUUCGCAAUGUACAUCAAAAAACUUUUGUCGCAUUAUACGCUUUCUAAUGAUGACGAUGAAAAAUGCCAGUUUUCAAUCAUUAAAACUUGGAGAUACAUAUAUUAGCUCUUGUCCGAUUUUUUAUAUUAAUGAUUAGCUCUUGUCCGAUUUUUUAUAUUAAUGAUGUUUGCAAACUCUUCUUUGUCUUCUUGUAGUUCACUGAAUAACGUCAUCUCUUAAUCGAGUAUAUUUAACUU